CGAUCUCAGUUUGUCCUGACAUUGCCAGAUAGGACAUCAUGAGAUGCGAAAUGCAUCCGCGGCCUGUCUAGCUGUCACUCAAAUGCGGCAUGCUACUCCACGUGCACCUUUUUCUGUGUGGUCUUGAGUACGUGUAAGCAAAUCCUGUCAGAGCAAGUCAUUCCUUCCAAGCUUCGCUAUGUCCGACUGAUGCCCGACUGAUGCCCGAUCGCUCAUGCAUGGCCCGCGUGGCAGAGCUUUGGGCCGCAGCGCGCUGCCAGAGCUGCUUACUACUUCCUGUGCAAGCGCGCGCGUGCGCGACUUUGUUAGGCUGGCAUGAGCCUGAGGAUGAAAAUUGAAAUGCUGUACACACCAGUUGGCACACAGCAUUGUGAGCCUUGCAGCGUAAUUGUGGCUCAUUUCGUGUUGUAGCAAGGGCCAGGAGACGUUCAGCGUUUUGAAAUGCUAGAAUACAGAGAAGAUUCGGAAGCCAUCAGCUUGAACCCAAUGACGCGGAAGAAGAAACAAGGAUAUGGAGACGCGGCAUACUGGGAGCACAGGUAUCAACAUGAUGUUGUGCCCUUUGAGUGGUACCAAAAGUACGAUGGUCUCAGGGACCUCCUCAAGAAGUAUAUACACGCAACAGCAGACAUCCUGAUGCUGGGUUGUGGGAACUCUGCUUUGAGCGAGGACAUGGCGAAGGACGGCUAUUAUGACAUCACCAAUGUGGACAUCUCUCCUACAGUCAUCAAGGCCAUGAAGAUGAAGCACUUGGAUCUCCCACAGCUAAAAUGGGUUUGCGCGGACGCUCGAAGUAUGACCAUAUUCAAGAGCGGCUCACUUGAUGCUGUCAUUGACAAGGGGACUCUCGAUGCCUUGAUGUGCGGCGACGAGGCGACAGAAAACGUCAACAGCAUGGUCUCUGAGGUCUUCCGGUUACUACGACCUGGCGGGGUUUACCUCAUGGUGUCGUAUGGAGAACCAACAACGCGCAUGCCGUAUCUGGGUCCGUCUCGACGAGCAUGGUCGACCAGCCUUCACCUCUUACCACGGCCGACUGCCGCUCAGGAGAAGUACUCCUGGGUGCGUACGCUGGAACCUGUUCCGGUCGGAGAGGACGGAAUCCUGCCGCCGCACCUCCAUGGCAAGGACGCGGACUUCCAUUACGUCUAUGCGUGCGUAAAGGAGAAACUUAACGUCUUGCUCGAUGGGCAGUGACCUUGAGGCUAUGCGAGAACGCCCUGUGCUUGUAAAAGUUAGUGCCUUGCACGGGGUAGGACAAGCUUCUGAUUUGGCAGAGGAGUCGUCAUAACUGCAUGCUAGGUAGACUAGAAUAGACGGCAAUGACCUAUGUAAAGUAUGCGAGGUUAAAAGUUUACGAACGGCCGCGGUGCUUCGCCUCUCGAACCCAAAUCUAACUAUCAAAACAAGUGCAACCAUAUGCAAGUUGCCAGCAUGUAAUGCAGAUAAUCGAAUCUAUUCUAACUGGAGCAGCAUACCAU
Messenger RNA from Klebsormidium nitens, 1481 nucleotides. The record is from the annotation of a GenBank genome assembly. NCBI's taxonomy places the organism in Eukaryota, Viridiplantae, Streptophyta, Klebsormidiophyceae, Klebsormidiales, Klebsormidiaceae.